UCGGUGGUCCGCGUCGAACGUCACGUCCGUCAUCUGUCAAAUGUGAUGCGAGCGAUAUCUUUUGAUUUUUACGUGCUUUUUGCAUGAAAGCUGGGUGAUUUUCGGGUUUAAUACGAUUGCGUGGCACUAGACACGGUAACAUGGCAGCCCCCGUUGUGAUAUCCGCAUCGGCGAAGCACACUGCGACGCUUAUAUUUUUGCACGGCUUGGGCGACACCGGACAAGGUUGGGCGGGCGCUAUAAGUGCGAUCAGGCCGCCCUACGUGAAAGUCGUGUGCCCGACGGCGCCGGCGAUGCCGGUGACGUUGAACGCGGGGCUCCGGAUGCCGAGCUGGUUCGAUCUGAAGACGCUGGACGAGUCAGGCCCCGAAGACGACGACGGUAUCAAAAAGGCGACCGCCCAGAUUCACGCGUUGAUCGACGCGGAGCUGAAGGGCGGCGUCCCCGCCGACAGGAUCAUGCUCGGCGGUUUCUCGCAAGGCGGCGCGUUGGCUAUCUACUCGGCCCUUACGUUCCAGCAGCGUUUGGCCGGUGUGGUGGCGUUGUCCUGCUGGCUGCCCCUUCGCAAGAGCUUUCCCGCGGCUAGGAAGUGUCCCGACGACCUACCGAUCCUGCAGUGUCACGGUGACUGCGAUCCCAUCGUGCCCUACAAGUGGGGCCAGAUGACCGCGUCGGUGCUGAAAACGUUGCUGAAGGACGUCGAGUUCAGGUCGUAUCGGGGUCUGAUGCACACGUCCUCGGACGAGGAACUCCGUGACGUCAAACAGUUCGUCGGAAAGAAUUUGCCCGGGCAGUGAGUCGGGGCGAGGCAUUUAUUCGCGAUCCCGCUUCCUAGGCGUGCGGAAACUUUCCCCAACCUACCCCGUUUUUAGUACAGUUUCCGAGAUACAUAGCGUAAUAUUUUUUUUUUGGGCUCCCCCCCCCGGUUUAGGGACUUGUUUUAAGCAAUACCGUCAGAGUGAUUUUCCGUUGGAAAUAAAACGAUUUUAGUUGUG
This is a messenger RNA of Cylas formicarius (sweet potato weevil), 995 nucleotides long. It is a transcript of the gene Apt1, whose product is annotated as acyl-protein thioesterase 1. The record is from RefSeq and is a predicted model, not a curated record. Gene Ontology annotation, biological process: protein depalmitoylation. NCBI's taxonomy places the organism in Eukaryota, Metazoa, Arthropoda, Insecta, Coleoptera, Brentidae. The transcript has 4 exons. Gene Ontology annotation, molecular function: palmitoyl-(protein) hydrolase activity; carboxylic ester hydrolase activity. Gene Ontology annotation, cellular component: cytoplasm. Bases 141 to 797 code for a protein of 218 amino acids.